GUCCCGACUCUGCAACCAGCCACCUGGGGGAUGGCAGCGAGCGGCGAAGAGGAGGCGACGCCGCGGCCGCUCACGCUGGGCAGGUUCCAGCUCUCGGAGGAAUACGGCUUCCUUCUCCCGAAUCCCCUGACGGAGCUCCCGGCUCGCUACGGGCCGUGGAUGGAGAUUGCCGGCAGCCUGCCCCAGCUCGUCGCCAGCCGCCAGCUCCGCUCGCGCCUUCGCCAGAUGCCCCAGCUGAGCACCCAGGAGCUCCACGGGCACGAAGAGCUGCACCUGGCUCAUGUGGUGCUCAGCUUCCUCACCAUGGGCUACCUCUGGCAGGAGGGCGAGGAGGGCGCUGUCAAGGUCCUGCCCCGAAACCUGGCCAUCCCCUUCUGGGAGGUCUCGCGGAGCCUCGGCCUCCCCCCCAUCCUCUGCCACGCCGACUUCGUGCUCGCCAACUGGAAGAGGAAGACUCCAAGCGGGCCGCUGGAAAUUGAAAACCUGGACACCAUCGUUGCGCUGCCCGGGGGAGAGAGCCUGAGAGGGUUCAUCCUCGUCACCCUCCUGGUGGAGAAGGCGGCCGUGCCCGGGAUCAAGGCAGUCGCUCAGGCCAUUAACGCCCUCCUGCAGCUCGAUGAAGACACCCUGCUAGAAGCCCUGCAGCAGCUGGCGGGGGCCAUCGGGGACAUGAACAAGGCCCUGAGGCGGAUGCACGAUUAUGUGGAUCCAGCAGUAUUUUACUCUGUGAUCCGGAUCUUUCUCUCCGGCUGGAAGGACAACCCGGCGAUGCCGCACGGGCUGGUCUACGAAGGAGUGUCGGAGGAGCCCAUGGCGUACUCCGGCGGCAGCGCCGCGCAGAGCACCGUCCUCCACGCCUUCGACGAGCUCCUGGGCAUUCGCCACAGCGAGGAAAGCACUGCCUUCCUGCACAGGAUGAGGGACUACAUGCCCCCUCCCCACCGUGCCUUUGUGGAAGAAAUCCAGCGUGCCCCGUCCCUGAAGCAGCACGUCCUCUGCUCCGGGAGCAGGAAGCUCUGCGCCGCCUUCAACCAGUGCGUCUCUGCCCUGACCGACUUCAGAACCUGCCACAUCGCCAUCGUCACUAAGUACAUCAGCUCCGCGGCUGCCAAGGCCAGGGCCCGGCAGGGCGAGCCCGCCGCCGGCGCCGGCCCCCCGCCGGGGAAGCCACCUUCCCUGCUGGAAGCCAAAGGGACUGGCGGCUCGCACAUCUUCAGGUUCCUCAAGAGCGUCAGGGACACGACGAGGGAAGGGAUGAUAAGUGCCUGACGCGUCCUCGCGGUCCCUAAGGCACGGCCGAAAGCAGGUCUCGGAGACCAGCUGACUCCGUUCAGCGUCCGUAGAGCUCGAGCCCAAACCUGACUACAGCGACCGUCACUGAAAGCUUCAUCUUAGGUAGCCCAGUCCCACUUGUGCCACUCAGAGACACCGGGACCAAGGCGAACUGCUCUUCAUCAGAGGGAAAUCAUCUGGCCCUCAGCAUCCAUCCCUGCCCGCGCCAAGCCCGGGCACUGCCGGGCCCUGGCCGCCCCUGCCCCGGACUCUCGCCCGCGACCGCACGCUGCCCCUUGGGGGUCUCCGUCCAUCGCUGCUGGCCAGCCUAACCCUAACCCUUUCCCCGUUUCCACGAACGUGCGUAUUCCUCACAAUCGUUUUCCCACAGUUUUACGGUUAUCCUUUGGAGGUUGCCGGUGUGAUCGCGAGCCUGCUCCAGGGAGGGCAGCACUCCGGCUCCCCAGCCCCGGAAAGCGCCUAGGGAGCACAGCACCCCUUUGCAGGCACCAGGCAGAGCCGCGCUCCUCGCAGCACCUCCUCCCGGGCCGCUGCUGCACUGGCCCCGUUUUCCAAUCCCCACCCUGCAGACUCGACCCCUGAGAAACCACCGGGAGCUGGAGCACAAGCAAUUCGAGAUCACAUGAAGUAAAUUGACCAAUAAAGUUGGA
Messenger RNA from Rhea pennata, 1943 nucleotides. Its product is annotated as indoleamine 2,3-dioxygenase 2-like. The record is from RefSeq and is a predicted model, not a curated record. Gene Ontology annotation, biological process: 'de novo' NAD+ biosynthetic process from L-tryptophan. The transcript has 10 exons. Gene Ontology annotation, molecular function: heme binding; metal ion binding; L-tryptophan 2,3-dioxygenase activity. The coding region runs from base 31 to 1269 and encodes 412 amino acids. Gene Ontology annotation, cellular component: cytoplasm. NCBI's taxonomy places the organism in Eukaryota, Metazoa, Chordata, Aves, Rheiformes, Rheidae.